AUGACUAAUCAAUGUUUAAAUCAUCAAAGAUCACACGAAUUCAUUUGUUAUCAAUGUAAUAGUUUGAUGUGUUCAAAAUGUAUCACCAAUCACAGCAAAGAUCAUCCUGAUCAUUCCGAUCAAUUUGAACAUAUCGAUGACAUCAAGGAUUCAUUGAGUACAUUGAAAUUAGAUGAUAUUAUUGACACCACCACAACAACAACAACUAAUACAGAAAAGAAUGAAAUCAAAGAACACUUUGAACAAUUACAUCAAUAUCUAAUCAGAGAAGAACAUAAACUACAAAGAGAUAUUAUCAAUGAUAAACAUACAAUCACAAAUCAAAUCGAUAAUAAUAUAAAUCACUUGAAAUAUGCAUUAAAUAUUAUAAAUAUAUUUUAUAAAUUAAAUAGUAAUAUUAGUAAUGACACUAAUAAUGAUGAUAAAAAUAAUAGUAUAAGUCUUAGUUGCUAUGAUCAAUCAAUAAUUGCAGAUACAACAACAUUAUAUUCAAUAACAACAAUUAUGGAAUCAAUUCGAUCAAGUUCAUCAUUACAAUCAUUUGUCAAUGAUAACAAUCAAACAUUGUUUUAUGAUAAAAAUAAUAAUUAUUUCAAUAUCGAUGAACUUCUCGAACAACAUUCCAAUUCAUCAACAUCAUUAUUAUUAGAUAUCAUUUAUAAAUACAACAAUGAAUUCAAUGAAUCAACAACAAACACAGACAAUAAUAACUUAACAUUAUCAUCAUAUAAAUUAUCAAUCAAACAACCUGAUUUCAAUCAAUUGAAUUCAAUCAUUGAACAAUCAAUCAAACUUGAUAAGAUUGGAUCAAAUGAAUCAAUAGAUACAAAAACAACAACAAGCAACAAUGAUAAUAAACAAUCUUAUAUUUUCACAACACCCAACUUAUUGAUUAAACAACAAUUGGAAUCGACCACUGUCGAGACCGAUAUUACAAAGUACUUAUCUGAAAUCGAUAAACUUGAAGGUUAUCUAAGAGCUGCUAGAAAGAUGAUCAAAUGUCACAGAGAAAAAGAAAAAGAAUUUGAAGCUAAAGAGGAAAAGAUUGCAGUUCAGGAAGAAUACAUUGUCAAGCUUGAAAUGAGACUCGCAGAAAAGGACGAGAGAGUCGACAGCCUGGCUAAGCAGAUCAAAGAAGGAAAGGAAGCUCAGGAAAGAGAGUUGAAUCUUAUUUUAACUGCUUUUUCGAAUACUGGUGUAGAGUUUGAGAGAAGAUUAAAGAACAGUGAUAAGAAGCUUUUUCUUCUGAAAAAACAAGAGACUGAUCAGGAGAAUUAA
Molecule: messenger RNA, 1278 nt
Organism: Heterostelium album PN500
Lineage: Eukaryota; Evosea; Eumycetozoa; Acytosteliales; Acytosteliaceae
Exons: 3
Coding region: 1-1278 (425 amino acids)
Source: RefSeq, a predicted model, not a curated record